AGGACCAGGGACAGCCCCAAUCCCCACUGAGGGUGUCUCUACCGGGACGGGUUGCGUGGGCUCCCCUGUCGGAUACUGGGCGCCGAGGAGGGCCAUGGUCUGCUGAGUGGCAGGGGACGCGAGGUGGGAGACGCUCAGAGACCAACUGACCAACCGGGUCUUGUGAGGGGCAGAGACAGGCCGAGCCCAGGGGGGACAGGGCUUACAGCGCUGGUGGAGCAGCCAUGGAGAACUCCCACACAAAGACCGUGGAGGAGUGUCUGGCCUACUUUGGCGUGAGCGAGAACUCUGGCCUGACGCCCGAACACGUGAAGAAGAACCUGGACAAAUACGGCCCCAACGAGCUCCCGGCAGAGGAAGGCAAGUCCAUCUGGGAGCUGGUGGUGGAGCAGUUUGAGGACCUGCUGGUGCGAAUCCUGCUGCUGGCAGCCUGCAUCUCCUUUGUGCUGGCCUGGUUUGAGGAAGGCGAGGAGACAGUCACUGCAUUCGUGGAGCCAUUCGUCAUUCUCCUGAUCCUCAUCGCCAAUGCCAUUGUAGGAGUCUGGCAGGAGAGGAACGCUGAAAACGCCAUCGAGGCCCUGAAGGAGUAUGAACCCGAGAUGGGCAAGGUGUACCGUGCAGACAGGAAAUCUGUGCAGAGAAUCAAGGCCCGGGACAUGGUCCCUGGCGACAUUGCCGAGGUGGCUGUGGGUGACAAGGUGCCAGCCGACAUCCGGCUCCUCUCCAUCAAAUCCACCACCCUGCGUGUGGACCAGUCCAUCCUGACAGGUGAGUCUGUCUCUGUUAUCAAGCACACGGACCCUAUCCCAGACCCUCGCGCUGUCAACCAGGACAAGAAGAACAUGCUCUUCUCGGGCACCAACGUGGCAGCUGGCAAGGCUGUGGGCAUUGUCAUUGCCACGGGGGUGAGCACCGAGAUCGGGAAGAUCCGGGAUCAGAUGGCGGCCACGGAGCAGGAGAAGACGCCGCUGCAGCAGAAGCUGGAUGAGUUCGGGGAGCAGCUCUCCAAGGUCAUCUCGCUCAUCUGCGUGGCCGUCUGGCUCAUCAAUAUUGGCCACUUCAACGACCCAGUCCACGGCGGCUCCUGGAUCCGCGGUGCCAUCUACUACUUCAAGAUCGCCGUGGCCCUGGCCGUGGCCGCCAUUCCUGAAGGUCUCCCCGCCGUCAUCACCACCUGCCUGGCCCUGGGCACCCGCCGCAUGGCCAAGAAGAACGCCAUUGUCCGGAGCCUGCCGUCUGUGGAGACGCUGGGCUGCACCUCAGUCAUCUGCUCUGACAAGACCGGCACCCUCACCACCAACCAAAUGUCUGUGUGCAAGAUGUUUGUCGUUGAGAAGGUGGAGGGAGAUGUCUGUUCCCUGAAUGAGUUCAGCAUUACCGGUUCCACCUACGCCCCUGAGGGAGAAGUACUGAAGAGUGACAAGCAUGUGAAGGCUGGGCAGUAUGAUGGGCUGGUUGAACUGGCCACUAUCUGUGCCCUCUGCAAUGACUCCUCCCUGGAUUACAAUGAGGCCAAGGGUGCCUAUGAGAAGGUGGGGGAAGCCACCGAGACGGCGCUGACCUGCCUGGUGGAGAAGAUGAAUGUUUUCAACACAGAUGUGCGGAGCCUGUCCAAGGUGGAGCGUGCCAAUGCCUGCAACUCUGUGAUUAAGCAGCUGAUGAAGAAGGAGUUCACCCUGGAGUUCUCCCGCGACAGGAAGUCCAUGUCCGUAUACUGCUCCCCCGCCAAGGCCUCCCGCGCAGCUGUCAGCAACAAGAUGUUCAUCAAGGUCAGUGCCAGGCUCCCAUACCCUGGGUAUCCCUCAGCUGCCUCCUCUCAUUCCCAGGUUGGGGCAUGGUUGGGGGAUGGGGGUUGCUUGGGGCGUGGUUGGAAGGUUGCUAUGGGCCCAGCAUGUGCUAAUGGCUCCCCCCCAAAGGUGGACCUGACCUUUGUGGGCUGCGUGGGGAUGCUGGACCCACCCCGGAAGGAGGUGAUGGGCUCCAUCCAGCUGUGCCGUGACGCCGGCAUCCGUGUCAUCAUGAUCACGGGGGACAACAAGGGCACGGCCAUUGCCAUCUGCCGCCGCAUCGGGAUCUUCACCGAGGACGAGGAGGUGACGGGCAGGGCCUACACAGGCCGCGAGUUCGACGACCUGCCCCCCGCCGAGCAGCGGGAGGCCUGUAAGCGGGCCUGCUGCUUCGCCCGUGUCGAGCCCGCCCACAAGUCCAAGAUUGUGGAGUUCCUGCAGUCCUUUGACGAGAUCACAGCCAUGACAGGCGACGGGGUGAAUGACGCCCCUGCACUGAAGAAGGCUGAGAUUGGCAUCGCCAUGGGCUCUGGCACAGCCGUGGCCAAGACGGCCUCCGAGAUGGUCCUGGCUGACGACAACUUCUCCACCAUCGUGUCCGCCGUGGAGGAGGGCAGGGCCAUCUACAACAACAUGAAGCAGUUCAUUCGCUACCUCAUUUCCUCCAAUGUGGGCGAGGUCGUCUGUAUCUUUCUCACAGCCGCCCUGGGCCUUCCAGAAGCCUUGAUCCCCGUGCAGCUGCUGUGGGUGAACCUGGUGACUGACGGGCUCCCGGCCACUGCCCUGGGCUUCAACCCCCCAGACCUGGACAUCAUGGACAAGCCGCCCCGCAGCCCCAAGGAGCCCCUCAUCAGUGGCUGGCUCUUCUUCCGCUACAUGGCCAUUGGCGGCUACGUCGGAGCUGCUACGGUGGGUGCCGCUGCCUGGUGGUUCAUGUAUGCAGAGGAUGGUCCUGGCGUCACCUAUCACCAGCUGUCCCAUUUCAUGCAGUGCACAGAGGAAAACGUGGACUUCGAGGGGGUGGAUUGUGAAGUGUUUGAGUCACCUGUGCCCAUGACCAUGGCCCUGUCUGUGCUGGUCACCAUCGAGAUGUGCAACGCCCUCAACAGCCUGUCUGAGAACCAGUCCCUGUUGCGCAUGCCGCCCUGGGUGAACAUGUGGCUGCUGAGCUCCAUCUGCCUGUCCAUGUCCCUGCACUUUGUCAUCCUCUACGUCGACCCUCUGCCCAUGAUCUUCAAACUGACACCCCUGGACCUGACCCACUGGCUCGUGGUGCUGAAGAUCUCGUUCCCUGUCAUCCUCCUGGAUGAGGUGCUGAAAUUUAUCGCCCGGGACUACCUGGAAGUGGGUUUAGAAGACCCGAAGAGGAGGAAGAAGUGACACCUCUGGCCACUAGAGAAACUGCAUCUUCACCCCAACAGUGAAGAACCCCUCGGUGCCCCCUCACCUCCCCAAGAGCCUCGGCCACCCCCUCUUAUUUAACAGCUGCUCCCCUCCACCAAAGGCUGCAAGCAGCCCUCCCUCUCCCCCCCAGCCGGGUGGGGUGGACAUCAUGGGGGUUUGCCUGCUGCGUUUGGAGAAUGGGGGGAAGCUCCCCCUUGCAAACUGCCUGCCCUCCUCCCGGCCUUCUAGCUACUUUGCUUCUGUACAUUUUGAGCUGCUAGUCUUUCCUAGUGGCCCCUGCCCAUCCCGCCUUCCCCCCAUUUCCUUGCUGGGCACCCAGCCCAUUCGCUGUGUUACCAGCUCACACCUAGUGACCUCUUCACUCACCGGGUGGGUUUUUUUUUAAUGCAAAAAAUAACUGAACAGACGGAAACAUUUUGUCAGGCCAAUGUGCAGCUCCCAGAGGAGGAAAUGAAGAGACUGUUCUAGCUGCUUAUUUAUUGACAUUAAAAGAUAAACUCCUUAA
Molecule: messenger RNA, 3696 nt
Organism: Chrysemys picta bellii (western painted turtle)
Lineage: Eukaryota; Metazoa; Chordata; Testudines; Emydidae
Source: RefSeq, a predicted model, not a curated record